UACUAUAAAAUCAAGUUGAAUCGAUCCACCGGUUUUUAAAUUCAUUACAGUUCUGUUACAACGUGUUUACGUCAAUAUUAUUUAGUUCUUAUAUCAAUCGAUUAACUUGUAUAAUAUUUAUAUUUAUCAUACCAUAUUUUAUUAGCUUUUUUUUUCACCGUUAGUUUUCACUCGGUUUUAUCAUCGACUUUAACUUGUUCUAUCAAGAGUUCUUGAUUUCUUUAUCAUUAUUAUAUCGUUGAGAGAUUUAUCGUGUCAGGACGAUUCGUUUGGUACAAAAAAUAACAUUUCGGUGCAGGUGUUACUUGAUUAUAAACUCUAUAUGCUUCAACCAAGUGAAAACCGAUAAGUGGAAUGAUAUUAAGUAAUCGUUACGUAUGAAUCGAGAUCAUUUAAAAACCUUAAGCUAGAGUAUUAGAAAAUUUCCAUUAUAAUUAUGAAGAUCCCAGCACAACUUCAAGAAUUUAAAAAAUGUCUUAUUAUUUUUAUGGUUGGCAUCAUAUGCAGUAUUUUAUCAUGUACUAUCUACGCCUUAGAUCCAAUUAAUAUAGUUUUUAAAUGGAAAUUAACAAUGACACCGACAUCAACAGUUUUUCUUAUGUGGAGAAAACCACCAGUUGAUGUAUUUCUUAAAGUAUAUGUAUUUAAUAUCACUAAUGCCGAAGCAUUUUUGAAUAACGAAGAAAAAUUACGAGUACAAGAAGUUGGACCUUACGUUUACCAGGAGAUUUUAGAAAACACCAAGGUGCUAUGGCAUGAUAACGGUACCAUCUCCUACAUACCUAAACGAACAGUUGUUUAUCGUCCAGAUAUGUCAAUAAGUGAUCCUACAAAAGAUAUAGUCACUGUUACCAACAUUCCAUUUUUGGGAGUCUCGUCAGCACUUUACGACGCCAGUUUCUUUGUUAACUAUCCAUUAGCACAGCUGACUAAUUUAUUAGACACUAAACCUAUUCUCAAUAUGACUGUAUAUGAAUAUCUUUGGGGAUAUGAAGAUCCACUAGUUCGUUUAGCUAGUGGUAUUGUUCCAAACUUCAUUAACUUUAAAAAAUUUGGACUUCUCGAUAGGAUGUAUGAUGAGGGCGAUAAUUUGGUAAAUGUUAAUAUUAAAAAAAAUAAAAACAUGUCAGACGAAAAUGGUCGUUAUUUGAGUAUUCAGCGUUAUAAUGGAAGUCCUGGUUUACCAAACUGGGGCUAUCAAGAAGAGGAAGGCAAUGAAACGAUUUCUGGUAAUACAAUUUGUAAUCGGAUCGAAGGAGCUACCGAAGGCACUAUUUUUCCAACUAAUCUUGACAAAAAUGCAGUAUUUAGAGUUUUUAGAAAAGCUUUCUGUCGAGCACUUCCGAUAGUCUUCAAAAAUGAAGUAACAACAUCUUCAGGAAUUACGGGAUGGGAGUACUCGCUGGCGGACAAUUUUCUUGAUCCACCUGAUAUGAAUCCCGAUAAUGAAUGUUACUGCCGUAAAAUGAAAAAAUGUUUGAAAAAAGGUCUCUCUGAUCUUACUCCCUGCUAUUAUAACAUACCAGCCGCAGUGUCAUUACCACACUUCCUGGAUGCUGAUCCGAGUCUUCUAAAAAAUAUUGAAGGCCUUCAACCAAUCCGUGAGAAACAUCAAACAAGAGUUAUACUUCAACCGGCAAUUGGCAUUCCUAUAAAAGUAAAUUCAAGAAUACAAACUAAUCUUGUAAUGCAGAAAAUAAAGUAUAAUAGUAGGAUUGAAGCGUUUAGUGAUCUUACAAUACCAUUAUUUUGGACUGAUUUAGAAAUUCCAUCCAUUAAUUCUGAACUUUUAAUGACAAUAAAGCUAUUACUCCAAAUCGGACCCAUCGUGCAAACAGUAAUGAUUUGUCUUUUUGCAAUAGCUGGGGUGACAACAUUUUUGUUAUCAUUAAUUGGAAUGCUAUGGAUAUUAAAUCAACAAACUGAACAAAAUACUGAUGGAAGAAGAGACAGUAUUGACUUGAAAAUACCACUUGGAUAUGGUCAAUAUACGGCAAUCCGAAUUUUACCCGCAAUAAAGAAGAUAACUUCAAAAACAGAUUUGUUCAGCUAAAACACCUUAUUUAUUAAGUUUAUUUAUAGAUAUUUUAUAUAUACAUCAUAUUGGUAAGUUUAGAGUGCUAUUGAUUACUCGACAAAGUUGGGAUCACUGGGUACAAUAGUUUAUAUGUUAAAAAAAAUAUAUUUAUCCGGCAUAUAAAUAUAUAAAUGUCACAUCCAAAGCAUAGGUGUGAAAUUUUUUUUUUUUUGACUCUAAAUAUAUUUUAGAUACAUUUUAUAAACGUCAACAUAGAUUUUGUUGCAUUUAUUAAAUUUCAUAUGCAAACAUGCCUACAAAAUUUUUUAACAUAUUUUUGUUUUACGUUCGCGGAGAAAAAUGAGACUCAAAAAUACAUGAAGAAUAAUAGAGAGUACUUCGAAUUUUAUUAUGCUAGUCUAUCAAACUCGAAACAGGUAACUUUUCUUUCAAUUAAUGUUAUCUGUACUUAUAAUAUUCGAACUCUAGAAUUACAAAAAUGAAGAUCACAUUUUAAAAACUGAGAUGUGUAAUUUAUAAAAAUUAUCACACGCGUACUAUAAUAAAUUUUGCAGUGGUUAAUUUUAUUUUUUACAUUCUAGUAUAUUUUUAAUCAAUCUGCUUUUAUCUUUUAUAAUCCCAGCAUAAUAAAAAUUAAUAAGUUAUAUUUCUCGAGAAAAAAGAGAUAGUGGACGAGAGAGUGAGCUUUGAUUCUCAAUAAAAGAUCACUAGUUCAAUGACGUGGGGUAAAAUUAAGGAGUCAUUUUCAAAGUUCUUUUUUUUUUUCCAAGUCCCGGGCGCGAUCACUGGUCUUCGUAGUUUGUUUGCAUAUCCUUGAUCCAUAUAGUUGGUAGAUCUCAAAUGAAAUUGCAUUUUAUUUACACGUAUUUAUCGAGUUAUUGUUUGUUUCAUGUAUUCAAAUAUUGAAAACUGCACUGUAUAAGUAGCAAUUUACAACAAUCAUAAUUCCUUUAUAAUAUUUCGCCAACCAAAAAUGAAAGCCAUAAUGUUUAUUUGUAUAAUUAUUUUCAAAAAUACAGUUACUAUACAGCAGUCGACAAAUUUUAUUAUGCUGGCAGUGUAAUUGUUGUGUACACAUCCUUGUAGUUUAAAGUACUGCUCUCAAAUGAAUUAUUACUACUGAGUUAUUGAAAAAUUAAAAUUAGAUGCAUCAAAUAUUGAUUAUACUACACAUUUAUUAUCGAAUUAGAAAUCAUUUUUACUUAAAUUUAAUAAAUAUUAUACAAUAUACUGCAAAAUUUAUUGUUUUUAAAAUAUUAAAGAGUGUAAUCAUAAAACUACGAAUAAUGAAAAUCAGCAGGUCAUGAUUGGUCAUUUAUCAUUCAUUUUAAAAUCUUUAUAAUAUUUUCUCUAAAAUAAUUAUAAACGUUAUAAAAAUUUACAUCAAAGAUCAAAGAUUUAAAAAUUACUAUGCUAGCACUGCAAUUAUUAUAUUCAUUUAUUAUUAUCUGAUAUGCUAUCAAAAAAAUUCAUUUUAAUUUUAUAUUUUUUGAAGUACUCUUCGGCCCGUUUUUCUUUAUGUAUAGCGAUGCACAUAAAUGUUAAUAGAAGAAGAUUGUCAUUUCAAAGCUCGACUUUAAUUAAUUAUUGAGGUAACAAAAAAAAUUAUUUUUCGGGAUUGGAAAUCAUCAAAUUUUGAGAGAAUGAAAAAAUUAGGCAACGGUUGACGGCUUCAAGACUAAAGAGCUUAAAUACAUGACAAAAAAUGCGUUCUGUUACAAAAACUCUUGAAAAAACAAACUAAUAAAGCUAAUUUCAGCAGCAAUUGAUAGGUUUGAUUGAGACCGAAAAUUGAUUAAAGUGAGAGUUCAUUUGGAAAAUUAAUUUUUUUUAACGGAAUACUUUAAAAAUAAUAAAACCUCAAAUUUUUGUUCAAAUGUUAAAUCACUUUAGUAGAUCGUGGAUCUCUCAGUAACAUUUUAAACUGUUCUCAAAACUUGUGUAUUCUCUAUCUUCAUGUGUUUUAUCGUGACCCAGCUUUUCUGAUCGAGAUAUAAUAGAUAUGAAAUGGUUCUCAAUGAGCUUUCACCAUAUCUGCGUCAAAAGUUUAAAUUCCUGCCCUGUUUAGAGGGAGGAACGUCGUUCUUUUCUCUUAAGAGGAAACAAAUAAUAAAAGCUAGCGGAUUUAUUACUCUCACCGUAAACAGAGGCAAGAGUUUAAACUUUCACGUACAAAUCUAUGGAAAAAUAGUAUACACACCACAGAGGAAGUUAGGACGCCCCAAUACGCGUGUUUUCCACUCUCGCCUUCGGCUCGAGUAGGCAAUUACACACGCGGCUUGGAAUAUUCUACUUUCCUAUCUUGGUAUGUAUUAUACUAUUAUUUUUGCAAUCUCACUCUUGGAUGAUAUAAUUUUGGUUUGAUUAGUUAUAAACAAAUAUAAUUUUUUUUUUGACUAGUAUAAUAAACAUUCCAGUUUUCAGUUCAUGGUAAAUUAAACAUGUUAAUAAUUAAAACUUUAAAGUUAAAUUGACAUUUAUAAAAUGUCAAUUUCACUUUCAUUUUUAUAAUUUAUCCGUGACUAUCGGUUGAGUCUCGAAUAUAAAUUUAGUGUUAAUUUUAAAAUAACAAUUAAUAAAUGUUGACAAUUUGGAUUUACGUAUUCAACAGAAAAUAAUCAGCGUAAAAAUUUAACAUGGACCGUUUUUGUGCUAUAAUACGCAAUAUUUUUUACUGUGCAUUCUUUCCAUUUGGAACCCCUUUCAAAAUCUAAAUGUUAAAUUUUUGAAACAUAACCCAAGUCGAAUUAUCAGACGUGAAUUGAACGUUUUAAAAGCUUUGAACGUAAAUUGAACGUUUUGAACGUAAAUUUAAUGUUUUGGACAUUAAAAUCUCAAAUUGGCCGUUUUUAUCUUAUUCAAAACGUAGAUUAGACUAUCACGAAUCCGAAACGCCAUUAAAUUCUAUUUAGACUUACAAAAACAAAAUAAAAGCAUACUAAUGAUUCCGGAAAGUAUCAUUACACAAAAAAUUGUUUUCCGAGUCUGAAUAUGUACAUGAUUUGUUAAGUCAUCCGACUUUGGAAAACGCCCGUGUGAUCGACUUUUUAAGGAAACCCAUAAUUAACUAUUAUCUCAAAAAGCAUUUCUCCGCUCAUAUCUCUGAUAGUCGUCUCAGUUUUUUGAGGAUCAAAUUUUUAGUCAACGAGUGUAGAAACAUUCUCAAAUGUAGCAAAGCAGAUAGGCGGGAAUUUGUUUGCUAAAAUAGAAAUUUAAAAAUCCUAGAAGAUGUUGCUAAUUUUUUAUUAUUCAUUGCUGAUUGAAAACUUGAAAAUGAUUGGAUUUUAUAAUUCAUCACUAUCUGAUUUUAUUUUACUACAAAGUAGAAUAUAAUAGUGCCACGUAUUAAUAAAUAUUUAUUAAAUCAUCUCAUGUUAAAAAAUCAUCUAUUAACAGUUAAUAAGGCUUAUUAAAUAUUAAAAAAUCCUUCUAUCAGUGUAAAACCGUAUUUACUUAAGUUUAUCAGAAGUCCACUCAGCUCAAGGGAUAAUUAUCGGCCUAUAAGGAAGGAAAGAGAUCGGAAAAAUAAAGAAUCUAGCUUUAUCGCAAAUUACAUUUUGGAUACUGUAAAAACUUUGAACCUUCAUUUUGAAUGUUUAAUACGCUCAAAACCUUCAAUUUACGUUUAAAAGCUUGAAAACUUUUAAUUUACGUCUAAUAUUUUGACUCGAGAAACACAAAUAAUCUUAAUAUAAUAUAUAAAGUUAUUUAAGUAAGUUCGUAAAUAUAUCACUCUUAAAAAUAAUCUUAAAAAAUUAACAAUUACCUAGAUAAUUAAAAAUAAACUAAGAUAAACUCUUGGUUGUUGAAUAAAUAUUUCGAUUCUAAUUGAAAUUAAAAAUAGUAAGACUGAUUGAGAUUUUAUGAUUUAAUAAUUUUUUAAAUCUUUGAUAAAAUAGUACCAUUAGAAUCAAAAUAUCACUCCAAAACCAAGAAUAUAAGUCGAAAUUAGCAUACUUGCCAAAUAACAUUGAUAAGCCAUAAGCAAACUAUCGAUAUUCAACACACCGUAAAAUUUGUCGUAAGUGACUACGAAAAACUAUAGUUUUUCUUAUGACAUUAAACAUAGAAAACAUUAAAUGUAUGGUAAAAUAAUACCCUCAUCCACUUUUGGUUUUAAAACGAUAAUAUUGAGUGAAU
Messenger RNA from Microplitis demolitor, 6178 nucleotides. Its product is annotated as scavenger receptor class B member 1. Lineage: Eukaryota; Metazoa; Arthropoda; Insecta; Hymenoptera; Braconidae. Bases 437 to 2053 code for a protein of 538 amino acids. The transcript has 11 exons. Gene Ontology annotation, molecular function: scavenger receptor activity. The record is from RefSeq and is a predicted model, not a curated record. Gene Ontology annotation, cellular component: cytoplasm; membrane.